Messenger RNA from Lutra lutra (Eurasian river otter), 6112 nucleotides. It is a transcript of the gene ENTPD4, whose product is annotated as ectonucleoside triphosphate diphosphohydrolase 4. Gene Ontology annotation, cellular component: membrane. The record is from RefSeq and is a predicted model, not a curated record. The coding region runs from base 265 to 2115 and encodes 616 amino acids. Gene Ontology annotation, biological process: nucleoside diphosphate catabolic process. Gene Ontology annotation, molecular function: nucleoside diphosphate phosphatase activity. Lineage: Eukaryota; Metazoa; Chordata; Mammalia; Carnivora; Mustelidae. The transcript is spliced from 13 exons.
GCGCACGGGCCGGCGCCGGGGCGGCGGCGCGGCUCCCGGAAAGGAGCGGAGCUUCUGGGAAGCCGGUACUGUGUCGCCGCUGCUACCACCGCGCUGCGGUGGCCGGGAUGCCCUCCGCUCACAGUUUCCCGCUGCCGGGAGCGCCGGACGCCGAAUGGGGUGCUGCCGAGCAGGAGGUCUCUAACUCCGGGAGGACCCCUUUAUUUCUGUAAUGGUGUGUGAGGACUGACUCCUAGAACGCCACCUGGCCUCGGACCCGUCAGCAUGGGGAGGAUCGGCAUCUCCUGUCUUUUUCCUGCUUCCUGGCAUUUUAGCAUCUCUCCAGUGGGGUGUCCUCGAAUUCUGAAUACCAAUUUACGCCAGAUUAUUGUUAUUAGCGUCCUAGCUGCCGCUGUUUCACUUUUAUACUUUUCUGUUGUUAUAAUCCGAAAUAAGUAUGGGCGACUAUCCAGAGACAAGAAGUUUCACAGGUACUUGGCACGAGUUACUGACAUUGAAGCUACAGACACCAAUAACCCCAACGUGAACUACGGUAUCGUGGUGGACUGUGGUAGCAGUGGGUCUCGCAUAUUCGUCUAUUGCUGGCCAAGGCACAAUGGCAAUCCUCAUGAUCUGUUGGAUAUCAGACAAAUGAGGGAUAAAAACCGAAAGCCAGUGGUUAUGAAAAUAAAACCCGGCAUUUCUGAAUUUGCUACCUCUCCAGAGAAAGUCAGUGAUUAUAUUUCUCCACUCUUGAACUUUGCUGCAGAGCAUGUACCACGGGCAAAACACAAAGAGACGCCUCUCUACAUCCUCUGCACAGCUGGAAUGAGAAUUCUUCCUGAAAGCCAGCAGAAAGCCAUCCUGGAGGACCUCCUAACUGAUAUCCCCGUGCACUUUGACUUCUUAUUUUCUGACUCUCACGCAGAAGUGAUUUCAGGGAAACAAGAAGGUGUGUAUGCUUGGAUUGGCAUUAAUUUUGUCCUUGGACGAUUCGAGCAUAUUGAGGAUGAUGAGGAGGCAGUUGUGGAGGUUAACAUUCCUGGUAGUGAAAGCAGGGAAGCUAUUCUCCGUAAAAGGACAGCCGGUAUUCUGGACAUGGGCGGCGUGUCGACUCAGAUAGCGUACGAAGUUCCCAAAACUGUAAGCUUUGCCUCCUCACAGCAGGAAGAAGUAGCUAAGAACUUGUUAGCUGAAUUUAACUUGGGAUGUGAUGUUCACCAAACUGAGCAUGUGUACCGAGUCUAUGUGGCCACAUUUCUUGGGUUUGGUGGCAAUGCUGCUCGACAGAGGUACGAAGACCGAAUAUUUGCCAGCACCAUUCAAAAGAACAGGCUCCUGGGGAAACAGACCGGUCUGGCUCCUGAUACUCCAUACCUGGACCCCUGCUUACCCCUAGACAUUAAAGAUGAAAUCCAGCAAAAUGGACGGACCAUGUACCUCCGGGGAACAGGAGACUUUGACCUAUGUCGAGAGACCAUCCAGCCUUUCAUGAAUAAAACAAAUGAGACACAGACUUCCCUCAAUGGUGUCUACCAGCCCCCAAUUCACUUCCAAAACAGUGAAUUCUAUGGCUUUUCGGAGUUCUACUAUUGCACUGAAGAUGUGUUACGAAUGGGGGGGGAUUACAAUGCUGCUACAUUUACUAAAGCUGCAAAGGAUUAUUGUGCAACAAAGUGGUCGAUCUUGCGGGAACGCUUUGACCGCGGACUCUACGCUUCCCAUGCCGACCUCCACAGGCUGAAGUAUCAGUGCUUCAAGUCGGCCUGGAUGUUCGAGGUGUUUCACAGGGGCUUUUCGUUUCCUGUCAACUAUAAAAAUUUAAAGACAGCCUUACAGGUUUAUGACAAAGAGGUUCAGUGGACGCUCGGAGCAAUCCUUUACAGGACCCGAUUUUUACCGUUAAGGGACAUCCAGCAGGAGACCUUCCGGGCCAGUCACGCUCACUGGCGGGGCUUCUCCUUCGUCUACAAUCACUACCUGUUCUCAGGCUGCUUCCUGGUGGUCGUGCUCUCCAUCCUCCUGUACCUGCUGCGGCUGCGGCGCAUUCACCGGAGGACGCCCCGCAGCGCCUCGACCGCCGCCCUCUGGCUGGAGGAAGGCCUCCCGUCCCAGAAGAUUGCCAGCGCCCUGUGAAGGGGGUUCGAGAGCCCUGGAAGACUUUCUGAAGGAAAAGCCAUUUUUGCCUCAGGGUUUCUCCUCUUUAUUCUCACUUGGUUUUGUUUCUCCUUUGCCCUUUUGUUCCUUGAAACAGAAACGAAAUCCAUUGUUUGUAAGCUCCACUGUUUUGUCUACAGCUUUAAAUUGAGGAGCAGGGAAAAGGGAAAAUCACUUCAUUCUUGCUGCACAGGAUAGCAACCUAAGAUUGUCUGUUUUUCUUUGAGGUGUGUUACAUUUGAAACAUGCACUUGGAUAGUGAAGGGAAUGGCAAAGCUGUUCUCCAUCAGAGAAGGUAGUGCUGACGGUUGAUGCUUUCUCCAAACCAGAACCCCACGGGCUGAAUCAUAGUCCUCUUUUUGUCUAUCUCAAAAGCUCUGACCUACACAGGGUGAUGCAUUGUUUUUAUUGUUCAGGUCUGUCCCUGUAUAGUUUCUUCAUAGACUUAAAAAAUCAAAACCAUUUAUAUCCAAGAUAGAAAUACAGGAACCAGGAGGUACUAUUUUUAAAACCCAUAGUCCUGGAAGAUGUGAAAUAAUGACUAGAGCAGUGUGUGUGUGUGUGUGUGUGUGUGUGUGUGUGUAAAAGAGAAAGAAUGUGUGUGAGAGAAUAUGUGUGAGAGUAUGUGUGAAUGGGUUUGAGAGAAACCAUGUGAGAUAAUGUGUAUGUGAGAGUGUGUGAGAGAUAAAUGAUAGAGGAUGAGAGAAUGCAGUACUCUUUUAAAAACACACGCUUUAGAAUUUAUUAUUUCAAUUCUUUUUAUGUAGAAAAAUCCCCCUUACCAUUGUCUUUCCUGACACAGAUAAUGACUUUCUCAGUCCCACCUUUCAGCAGCCCUAGAAUAGUAUGUUUUUGAGUGAGUUGGAAAAUUCAUCAAGUUGCAGCAGUUUUGAGGUCAUUAGAACUGGAGCUAGUGUCUACCCACAGGCAGACACGUCAUGGUUUCUUAGUGGUACACUUUUGCUGAUUUAAUCGCACUCCAGUUUUUUCCAAUUCAAGUUGAUGUCCCCCUCCUUCAUGAAAAAUGGUCUCAGCGGUUUUAUCUUGGAGACCCCAUACUUAGCUUGACCGGUUGUCUUUAUUACUGUCAUGGUUGAGGCUAUGGUGGUAGUUCCACUGUAAAUCCAGACUAAGAGAUGUCUCUGGCUUUAAUACAAGAAAUAAACUCACAUUUUGAGAAAACAGGUUCAACAUCUUAAACAAAAACCGAAAGAGAGCAACUAGAUUGGCUUACGUGAGAUCAGUUGUUUUUCACCUGUUCGUUUAGUUUAGAGGCUUUGGGAAUUCUCAUACCUAGAUUUUUCAGACGAAGUUCUUUUUGUGAGUGUGUAUGUAUGUACGUAUGCUAUUUCUUAAUCCCAGAACAGUUAAAUUGGCCUGGUUGGUAGCAAAUGUGUAUUUUGAGAACCAAGAGCUUCUUCUCUGGACAUCAUUUGUUAGAGAAAGGUUUCAGAUCCUGAAGCCUUUAUUUAACUUAAAAAAAAAAAAAUGGACUUUUAUCUUAUUUAUUAACUACUUAAAAUGGCAUAUAUCAUAAGUAUAUUGAUGACUUGAAAAGAUCACAAAUACAGAAAAGAGAGCAAAUUCUCUUACUGUGCUCUUCAAAGUGAAUAUUCUAACAGUGAGAAAGUUGUUAGAAUCUUUGUCUCGUGAAUACCCAGAAGGUUGGAGGAGCUCUGUGGUAGUUCAGUCUCUUGUGUCAGAGAGGAGGGAGGUAAAUGUCCCUGUGGGAGAUCUGGCUUCCGAAACACUGGUCUGCAGCUCUUGAAGUGCUUGGUCCCUGGUAAACACUGUUGUUCCUUAUCAAGACCCAGCCUCAGACAAGCUGUGUUUUAGAUAUCCCUAGAAGUAGAGUGAGCUGGUGUGCUUCCCCUUGACUCGCUGGAUGGGGUUUGUUCUGUAGACUAUGGGUGCCAUCAGUGGUGAAGAGGAAGUGUGUUCACACUUGAGCUUUUCUACCACUAACCAUUGGCGGUAGUAAUGAAACUCUUCAGACACCUGGAGUAUGUGAUCUUGCCUUUAAAACAAGGCAAGGAUUAGCCAGCCCAGGCCCAGAUUUAAAUGGACCUUAAUUAAGGCUUCCCACCAUAAGUUGCCACCUUUUAAAUAAAGGGUGCCAAUUUGGGCCCAGUCAGUACCCUUCAGGGAGCAGAAUCAAGACAAAUGGGAGUUUUGCUUUGUGCACGCUCUAAGGAUCCCUCAGCAAGGACCUACCUCACUGUCUAAAAGAAAUGCCCAAAUCAGGGUUCUGAGGCCCAAACAGCCUUGUGCUUUACAUAGUGAAGUGCCCGUGUUCCCCUGCCAAAGAACUCCCUGGAGCCAGGACUUGGCAAACUUAUUGGCCACAGGGAAAAUCUAGAAGAGCCUUGAGCUGCAAAUGGUUUUUCAGUUUUGAAAGGGUGGUCAAAGGAAAAAAGGGGCGGGGGCGGAGAGGGAUAGAAUAAUGCAACAGAGACUGUAUGUGACCUGUAGAGCCUAAAUAUUUACUAAAUGUCCCUUUAUGGACAUGUCCCUUUAAAAUGUUCACUGACCCCUGCAGGAACGACCCCAUUCAAGAAAGGAUAUGCAUUGGCAUCCUCUCUUAAUUCAGGAAGCUAGUUGCCAUUUGUGGACAUGGAAAGAUGGGCAAGAGAAGAGAACAAACUUCAAUCUUAAAAUAUUUGAGUGUGCACCAGAAUUCCACUUCUUCGUCUUUCCCUCUAGAUUAUUUUCAAGAUCCGUUUUCUCAUAAGCCAGCAAACAGGCCCUUCCCCACAGACUGAAAAAGUGCUGUUCCAGUGGGCCCACCACAUGGUGCUGAGAAGCCUGUGGUCUCGGGAGGAUUGCACAGGGGUCUUUCUGAUGCCAGGGAGGGCCAGGCUGCGAGGCAGGCCCGGGAGGAGCUUAAUUCAGGAGAGUAAUUCAUAUCAGUUAAGGGCUGGCCAAGAAGGUAGGGAACUCGGAAUACUUGGAAUAGGAAGCAAAAGAAGUUGGACCGGUGGAAACUUGCUAAGAGCCUUGUGGAAGAAAAAUGCUCUAUGUUGAGCUUCGUUGGAAGCACUAUGGGAAGUGCUGUUGUCCCCUCCUCAUACCGUGCAGUGCUUCUUUCUAAACCUUCCGAGGAUGCUAAUAAAGAUUUUAUAGUCCAUUGAAGGGCAUCACAGCAAAAGUACAAGCAUACCCAUUUGUACCAGUGCUUUUUGCAUAUUUUCACCCUAAACUGCUGGCCAUAGGCCUGGGGGUAAGCUGGAGAGGCUGCAGGCUGCUAGGCCUGGGCCCCCAGGAGGCUGGGAAGGCCGCUCGUUCACCACCCAUGUCCGCACCCGCACCCGCGUGCCCAGGUAGGCAAGCUCUAGACUGACCGGUGUCUAAAUUUUAAAUAUCAGGCCUGCAUAGUUUUCCAUAGGAGAAGCAUGCAUCACUUAGCAAGAAACUCGGAAAGGCAAAUGUGUUUUCUGAGCUAAAAAAAAAAAAAAAAUGAGCUUUAGGAUUUUGUGUGGUUACGUGCAAUGCAGUAAAACUACCUACAUGUAAAUUAUUUUGUUAUUUAUUUCCACUUCCGUGUUUCAUUUUUUAUGAUACUGAUUUUCCUGUUCAGUAAUGAAUGAUGUGACCAACCCAGGAGAAUUCUUUGUUCGGUUACUGAGAUGAUACUUUACAGUUAGGAAUUACAAACACUGAGGGAGAAUUUUUAAAUGUUUUUUUUUUAGUUUGUUUUUUAAUUUAAGUGAUGUUUUCUGUUCAAGGUAAGAAUAAUCAUCUUUGGGGUGUUGUGGUGUAUCAUUUUCCAUGUUCGGCCACCUCACGUUGCCACACUUAACAGACAGAUGGGUGUUGAGAGCCAAUGAGAAGAAAGCUCAGCCACUGGCCCAUAGGCUCUUGGUUUCUUAUGACUGACAUGGGUUUUUCUCCGAUGUUCGAAUCUUGUUACCUGUUAGAAAGCUUAGUUGAACUUGAAUCUAAAUUCAGUAAAAUAAAUUAUCUGAGUCUGACUGAA